UGUUGUGUACAAAGCACGACUCCGCCCAACCGCGACGUUGGCGUGAAGUGAACCAAGCGGACACCAUCGCCGGGCGGUCAACCUGAGCUGUCAGCUGUAGCAGAGCCUCUCUACAGACGAGCAGCCGGAGACACAGCCGACGUAUCACCCGGAAGGCAGCAAAAAAGUCGAGUGGAGACGGCAGCAUGAACCGCUUUAAGAUCUCCAAAUUCAAAAACACCACUCCGAAAAUUUCCAAGAAAGAUGGAUGGAUCGAUAAUAUCCAUGCCGGAUCUUUCGCCUGCCAGGGGAGCCACAUCAAGGCGAGCUCCACGCUGGUGGCCUUUAAUACGGAGCAGGCCGGGGGCGGCAUACUGGGCCUGUCGUCAGUGAACCCGGCAGCAGAUGGCCAGAGGACCGUCACUCAGAUCUGCUGUCAUUCUGAUCUGGUGACUGACUUGGACUUUUCUCCGUUUGACGAGUGUCUUCUGGCAACGUGCUCCGCCGAUGAAACGGUCAAGCUGUGGCGUUUAUGCGAUCCAGAUCUGGACCAGCCCAAAGACCCGGAGCUCACCCUUCAGCCCGGCCAGGGCAGGCUGGAGCCGCUGCUCUUCCACCCGACCUCAUCCGGGUUGCUGGCGGUCGGCUCCACCGAGGGCCCGCUCGUUUGGGACACAAACCGGCGGGACGCACCGUUAGCUGUUCUGGAGGAGCACAGUGACCAGCUGCAGAGUCUGAGCUGGAAACAGGACGGCUCCCUGCUGGCUUCCACGUGCAAGGACAAGAUGCUGCGUGUUUUUGACCCCAGAGCUCAGCUCAAAGCAGUUCAGAGCGCCACCUGCCUGCAGAACAACAAAGACUCUCGCAGCCUGUGGGCCAAAGAUCACCUGAUACUCACCACCGGCUUUGAUCGGAUGCGGAACCGUGAGGUGAAGCUUUGGGACGGCAGGAAGUUGGCGUCUUCACUGAGCUCCGUGACCUUUGGCACAUCCAGUGGGACGCUGAUUCCUCUUUUUGAUGCUGAUACUGGUCUGCUGGUCCUAGCUGCUAUGGGCGACACUGUGGCCGAUUGCUUCGAAAUCUCCACCUCAGAGCCUUUCCUCACUCAAGUGAGCCACUGUCUGACUGACGUGUCAACACGCGGCGUGGCCACGGUACCCAAGCUGGCGCUGGACGUGAUGUCUUGCGAAGUGAUGCGAGUGCUCCAGCUGACGGACAGCUGCAUCGUCCCCAUCAGCUACCAAGUCCCUCGCAAGAAUUCAGGCCACGACUUCCACGCUGACCUUUACCCUGACACGGCGGGUGUCACUCCGGCCAUGGCUGCUGAGGAGUGGUGGCAGGGAGGGAACAAGCAGGUGCAAAGAGUCAGCCUCCAUCCAGACAUGCGGCCCAAAGUCAAGACUGCAGCAGCCAAUCUCAAGCCAGCAAAGACGGACUCUGUCAGUGGGGAUAGCAAGCAGGGGGCAGCACGCGGGUGUUCCACCUCCAGCAGUCCCCUGAGCUCCCCCAGCAGCAGCGCCGCCGCAUCCCACUCGCCCUCCUCCACUUCUGGCCUCUCCUCAGGCUUCCUCCCCUCGCCAAGUCCCAGCCAGGGGGCCAAGGCCUUCCAGAACUUCCUGGGACCGAGCUCCAAGUUCCGUCACAUCCAGGGUGCCGUGACACACCGGGACACACACAUCACAAACAUACGAGACCUCAGCCUGACCACGCCGGGCGAAUGCGACGGCUUCUGUGUCAACCGCCAGCGUGCCGCCGUGCCGCUCGGCAUAUCCGGAGGACAGGUGGCCAUCUUUGAGCGCUCCCAGCCCGGCAGACUGCCAGACGCGUCCCUGCCCACCGUGCAGAACUCCGUCAACGUGGCCGAUCUCUGCUGGGACCCCUUUGACGCACAUCGACUGGCUGUGGCUGGUGAUGACGCAAAGAUCCGAGUGUGGCAGGUACCGGAGGGUGGCCUCAAAGAGACGCUCACGGAGCCCGAGCUCAUCUUGCAAGGCCACACGGAGAAAAUCUACUCCAUCAAGUUCCACCCGUUGGCCAGCGGGCUGCUGGUGUCUUCAUCCUAUGACCUCACCCUCAGACUUUGGAACCUGGAGGACGGGGAGCAGGUGCAGCUCCUCACCGGACACCAGGAUCAGGUGUUCUGCAUGGCUUGGAGCCCGGAUGGGAAGCUGCUGGCCACCGCCUGCAAAGAUGGGAAAAUGCGCAUAUACGACCCUCGCAAGUCCACCGUGCCUGUGCAGGAGGGUCCGGGUCCUGAGGGCCACAGAGGAGCUCGUGCGGUGUGGGUGUGUGCGGGCACGUACCUUCUGGUGUCCGGAUUUGACAGCCGCAGUGAGCGAGUGCUCUACUUGUACUCGGCUGUCUCCCUGUCCUCCGGAGCGGUCGCCAGCGUCUCUGGGGACGUUUCCCCCUCAACGCUCAUCCCCUUUUACGACCCCGACACCAGCGUGGUCAUCCUCACUGGGAAAGGUGACACCAGGGUGCUGAUCUACGAGAUCUUGCCCGAAGAGCCCUACUUUCUGGAGUGCAGCAGUUUUUACAGUCCCGAACCACAUAAGGGCUUGGCCUUCCUGCCGAAGACGGAGUGCAACGUGCGGGAAGUAGAGAUAGCUGCAGCGCUGAUGCUCACCAAGACCUCCAUCGAGCCUGUGGUGUUCAAGGUGCCACGGGUCAAGAAAGAGUUUUUCCAGGACGACGUGUAUCCCGACACCUCGGUGUGCUGGGAGCCGGCGCUGACCGCCUCCGCCUGGCUCAGCGACAUCAACGGCCAACACAGGAAGAUCAGCCUGAGGCCCGCCGACAUGACGCCAGUGAGCCAAGCCCCCAAAGAAGCCCCGGUGAGGAAGUACAUGCCCUCUUCGUUCUACCUGGAGGAGAAGACGGAUGAGCAGAAGAAAGAGGAGCUCCUGGUUGCCAUGGUUGCCAAGCUGGGAAACAUGGAUGAGCCGUUGCCGCAGGAGUCCUUCCAGGGGGUCGACGAGGACGAGUGGGACGAUUAAAAGCGGCGCCGACGACGGCGGGGAGAGAGGAGCCAAUUGAAAGUACGCGCUAACACCCACACACUGCAGCACUCCGACGAAUCUGCAAAAUAAUCGGGUCGUGGAUGUAACUGCUGUUUCACUGUUUGCUGAAAGUCUCUAAUGUGCCGGCCAACAUUCAGGGAUACAUCAGGCUACAUGUCUUCAAGUUUUGCUUGAGAAAGAAUAACGCACACUCCAGCAUUAGGUACACAAUCUUUCAUUACAGUAAUCCCUCCACACGUUCCGCUUCCAAUUUCACAGUUUCAUUCGUCAUGCUGUUUCGUGGUUGAAUACGGCUUAUUAUUAGCCCAAAAAUAUGCACACGGAAGCAAGUUGUGUGUAUUUUUAAGCUAAAUGAAGCAUUUCCAAGCAUAAAAAUGGUUAAAUGAGAUCAAAUACAAGGAUAAGGCAUUCAGAAGACACAUUCAAAGACGUGUUGUAGUAUUCUACACUGGUCACUAGGUGUCAGUCAUGUUACAUUGAUGACACAACAGCAGGAAGUACAAAAAGAACAGCAAGGAACUCUCUCAAUGUAACGUUCUUGUCUGCACUAUGUGCUUGCUACGCCGGCACAAGGUGCACACCAUGUUUCCGGGGAGGAAGGACACAUAGCGGAGGCGUGACGCACCGGCCGUCCGACACACAGCUGCAGAUAUCUGCUGGAUAAGAGCGUGCCAUAAAGAGACAGUGUCUCAGCACUGCAGCUCAGGUUGUGUUGAAAACAGGACCUAAAAUAUCAGUUUGAGGUGAAAAAUUCCCGCAAUUUGGAUCACCAAUUGUCAUUGAGGGGUGAUUGUGGGUCCCGCAGCCAAACCAGUUGGGAACCACUGGUCUGUUAUGGCUUAUUUUCUCUUAUUAUGUGUGCUAUUGUGUAAUAGGAGUGUAAAUGUGACGACGGGGGUGUUAUUUCAUAUCUAGAGGGCUCUAAUCAUGUUAAAAACUGUAUUUAGAAGGUUGUAAACAGGUUAUCUAUGCUCUAGCUAUGAAAGUAUUCCAUAUAUAAAUAAGACAUUGGCGGAAAUUCACGGUCGGGUCUGGAACAGAUUAACUGUGAUAAACGAGGGAUUACUGUAAUGAGAACUACAAGAAAGAUGCACAGGGUGGCAUUAACUUUACAGUAUGUUUACUAUUCUGGCGUAUUUUUAUUGCUUUAUUGCAUGCUUUUUUCCAACACUGUGUCAUGUAAGCACAAUCAGUCUAUUCAAGAAAAAUGUGAUAAAUGCUUUUUAUUAAUUGCAAACCACCACAGUAAGGACACCACAGGGUUGCCAGGCUUCAUAUUUGGCUGAACUGGAUUUUUUUUUUUACAGAGGGUAGUUUGCAAUAUUAAUACAGUCGAGUUUUUCCAAGUGACUACAAUUCUACUGCUACUGUAUUUGUACCAUUUAUAGAUUUUCUACAUUGGGGGAUGUUCUUAUAUUGUCGUUUUAAAGGGACCAUUUCUUUUCUAAACAUGUAGUUGUAGAUUUACGUCUUUUGUGGGAUGUUUCUUACACGCCGGUGUGUCUUGAUGCGGGACCAUGCGGUGUAACUAACAGUAAAAUGACAGUAUUAGUCAAAUGCAAUGAAGCCAUAACACGCAGUAUAAAAUCCAUCUUGCAAGCUCUGAUGGACCCAAUUGAAGCCAGCUGUUCAGCCACGCAUAUGCAUGUGAACUGCAGGUGUCCUCGGUGUUUGUGCAGUGAUAUACUGUAAGGGCCAAAUGUUUUUACUUGUGCUGCUCUAAUGCCACAUUUAGUCAUUUGUGGAUACUAAUGGAAAAAUAUGAAUAUGAUGGUAAAAGGGUUCCUGUUUUUUCCUACAUUGUCUCACAUUAAACACAUUUUGACCAA
Dunckerocampus dactyliophorus (ringed pipefish) is the source of this 4831-nucleotide messenger RNA. RefSeq names its product mitochondrial import inner membrane translocase subunit TIM16-like. The record is from RefSeq and is a predicted model, not a curated record. Gene Ontology annotation, molecular function: protein binding. NCBI's taxonomy places the organism in Eukaryota, Metazoa, Chordata, Actinopteri, Syngnathiformes, Syngnathidae. The coding region runs from base 186 to 2978 and encodes 930 amino acids. The transcript has 28 exons. Gene Ontology annotation, cellular component: TIM23 mitochondrial import inner membrane translocase complex. Gene Ontology annotation, biological process: protein import into mitochondrial matrix.